Engraulis encrasicolus (European anchovy) is the source of this 1841-nucleotide messenger RNA. It is a transcript of the gene tmem222b, whose product is annotated as transmembrane protein 222b. The coding region runs from base 19 to 570 and encodes 183 amino acids. The transcript is spliced from 6 exons. NCBI's taxonomy places the organism in Eukaryota, Metazoa, Chordata, Actinopteri, Clupeiformes, Engraulidae. The record is from RefSeq and is a predicted model, not a curated record.
CAUUUUUCACUGUUGGUGAUGGCGGAUGUUGACGAAAUAGACACUACGAAGAAUUAUAACAUAGCCGUUGAGAGGAUAGACCCCAUUACGAGUCGCUAUCCUUACUGUAUUGUUUGGACGCCCAUACCUGUUCUAUCAUGGCUCCUGCCCUUCAUAGGACACAUAGGAAUCUGCACUUCAGCCGGGGUGAUAAGAGACUUUGCAGGGCCUUACUUCGUCUCUGAGGACAACAUGGCCUUCGGGAGACCCACGAAGUACUGGAUGCUGGAUGUGAGCAAGGUGUAUGCCAGCGGCUCUAACGCCUGGGACUCUGCAGUACAUGAUGCCUCGGAGGAGUACAAGCACAGAAUGCACAACCUCUGCUGUGACAACUGUCACUCCCACGUGGCCAUGGCUCUGAAUCUGAUGCACUAUGACAACAGUACCUCCUGGAACAUGGUCAACGUGUGUCUGCUCGCGCUCAUCCACGGGAAGCACGUCAGCACGGUUGGCUUCCUGAAGACUUGGCUGCCCUUCCUCAUCGUGUCCUGUGUGAUCCUCAUCGUGGCCUUGACUCUCAACCUGGGCUGACACGCCCAGCACACCACAAUACAAUGUAACACAACACAACACAACACAGCACAACACAACACACCCCAACACAACACAACACACAACACACCACAACACAACACAACACAACACACCACAACACAACACAACACACCACAACACAACACAACACAACACAACACAACACAACGCAUCACAACACAACACAACACACCAUAACACACCACAACACAACACAACACAACACACCAGAACACACCAUAACACAGCCCAGCAAAUCACAACGCAUCACAGAUGGACCAGAGGAACGACCGAAGGAUCAGAGAGGGAUGGAGAGGAGAGGGAUGGAGAAGAGAAGAGAGGGGAGGAGUCGAUGGUAGCAGAGAGGAGGGAGACAACACCUGACGGAGGAAAGGGAGGAGAAAGGGAAUAUGGGGAGGAAAUGAAAGAAAAGGAGCAGCAACACCAACCCUCCUUCUCAUUAUGUUUAAUAACAGCAGUUAUUGAACAGCAUCUGAAAAAAGGAGAUGGUUCCGGCUUUAAAGGUGAUGCAACCAGGGCCUCACUAUCAACAAUGAAACCAGAAAAGGAAACAAAUGACAUAACACUUUUUUUCCUCAGUGCAAUAACAGUGCAAUGACACGAGGCUCCCACCACAGUUAGCCUCGUAAGUAACUCGUACAGAGACAUGCCGGAUGCCUUCUGCUAAAGGCAGCCUUCACGGCUACAGUUCACCUUGUUCAAACAUGGAGUUCAGUGUCUUGACUUCCUAGAAAUGUCUCCUUAAGGUUGUGAUCAGUCGCCAUGUUCACAAAGGCUCUGGAACUUCUCCUCUCACUUCAGCCUCCCGGAGAAGAGGACAUGGCCCCCUUUUUUUGAAAAUCGGUUGUGAUCUGUUUUUUAAUCUUGAUGCUCCACAGUUUCUCAUAUUUAAUGAACAAAAAAAGAAGUUUAGAAGUUGAUGUUUUCUCUCUUAUACAGCAUAUGCCUUCUGAAGAGUUGUUGCAAUUGUUUCCUCGGCUUGAAUUAAUGCAGCUUUUUGUAGCCCUUUUUCUCCUGUGCAAUAACUGCAGACAGGCAUGCCUUUACUUUGUUUAAUUUACAGUAUUUUUUUUUAUGUCAUUUUUGGAGUGAACACUUAACAUUUAUUUUGCUGCCUUUACUGAAUGUGUAUGUUAUAGUAAACCCAGCAGAUAUUUGCACCACAUGCUCUUGGAAGUUUUUAAAAGAAAAAACACUAUCUGUAGUUCACUGCACAUUUUGUACAUCGAACAUUCAGGCCACAGUCU